Messenger RNA from Salvia splendens (bonfire salvia), 4058 nucleotides. Its product is annotated as ubiquitin C-terminal hydrolase 12. The coding region runs from base 126 to 3479 and encodes 1117 amino acids. The record is from RefSeq and is a predicted model, not a curated record. Gene Ontology annotation, biological process: protein deubiquitination; regulation of protein stability. NCBI's taxonomy places the organism in Eukaryota, Viridiplantae, Streptophyta, Magnoliopsida, Lamiales, Lamiaceae. Gene Ontology annotation, molecular function: protein binding; cysteine-type deubiquitinase activity. Gene Ontology annotation, cellular component: cytosol; nucleus. The transcript is spliced from 32 exons.
UUUCUCUCGAUCGAUUACUGCUACUAUUAUUAUUUACUUUCUAAUUUUCACACAAAAACUCACAAAAUCUUUAAAUUUCUGUCAGUAAUCCCCGAUUAUCGAUCGCGCUUCCCCAGUCUAGUCCCAUGACUCUCCUAACACCUCCCCAAAUCGACCAGGCAGAAGGCGAGCAGAUGCUCGUGCCACAUGCUGAUUUUGCACCAGAAGGCCCUCAACCUAUGGAAGUUGCUUCUGCUGAAGCAACAGCAAAUGCUGUGGAUGCACAAGUGGUAGAUGAACCACCGUCUGCACGAUUUACUUGGAAAAUUGAGAAUUUUUCGAAGGUGAACAUGAAGAAACAGUAUUCUGAAGUUUUUCUUGUUGGAGGAUACAAAUGGCGAAUUCUUACAUUCCCAAAAGGGAACAAUGUUGAUAAUCUGUCCAUGUAUCUGGAUGUUGCGGACUCUUCUGCUUUACCCUAUGGUUGGAGUAGAUAUGCCCAAUUUAGUUUGUCUGUAAUUAAUCAAAUUAACAGCAAAUUCACAAUAAGAAAAGAUACACAACACCAGUUCAAUUCCAGAGAAAGUGAUUGGGGAUUCACCUCUUUCAUGCCACUUAGUGAACUUUAUGACCCUGGCCGUGGUUACCUUGUGAAUGAUACAUGCAUAAUUGAGGCAGAUGUUGCUGUUCGUAAAGUUGUUGAUUACUGGUCUCAUGACUCAAAGAAAGAAACAGGUUAUGUAGGGCUGAAGAAUCAGGGUGCUACUUGCUAUAUGAACUCCCUCCUCCAGACACUGUAUCAUAUUCCUUAUUUUAGAAAGGCUGUAUACCACAUGCCAACAACAGAAAAUGACAACCCAUCUGGAAGUAUCCCUUUGGCCCUUCAGAGCUUGUUCUAUAAGUUGCAAUACAGUGAUACCAGUGUUGCAACCAAGGAGUUGACAAAGUCUUUUGGUUGGGAUACUUAUGAUUCUUUUAUGCAGCAUGAUGUUCAAGAACUGAACAGGGUUCUCUGUGAGAAACUUGAAGACAAAAUGAAAGGAACUGUAGUGGAGGGCACAAUUCAGCAGUUAUUUGAGGGGCACCAUAUGAAUUACAUAGAAUGUAUUAAUGUGGAGUACAAAUCAACAAGAAAGGAAUCUUUCUAUGAUCUGCAGCUUGAUGUUAAAGGUUGCAAAGAUAUUUAUGCUUCUUUUGACAAAUAUGUGGAAGUAGAACGUCUUGAGGGUGAUAACAAGUAUCACGCUGAGCAGUAUGGACUACAGGAUGCUAGGAAAGGUGUCCUUUUCAUUGAUUUCCCUCCUGUUCUUCAGCUUCAGUUAAAAAGAUUUGAAUACGACUUUGUUCGUGAUACUAUGGUCAAGAUAAAUGAUCGUUAUGAGUUUCCUUUGCAACUUGACCUUGAUAGAGAGAACAGAAAAUAUUUAUCUCCUGACGCAGAUAGCAGUGUCCUCAACCUAUACACUCUUCACAGUGUCCUGGUUCACAGUGGUGGAGUGCAUGGUGGGCAUUAUUAUGCUUAUAUACGGCCAACACUUUCUGAUCAGUGGUUCAAAUUUGAUGAUGAGCGUGUGACCAAAGAAGACAUGAAGCGUGCCUUAGAAGAGCAAUAUGGGGGUGAAGAAGAGCUACCGCAGACGAAUCCUGGAUUCAAUAACUCACCAUUCAAAUUUACCAAAUAUUCAAAUGCAUACAUGCUUGUUUAUAUCCGUGAAAGUGACACGGAUAAAAUAAUUUGCAAUGUAGAUGAGAAAGACAUAGCAGAACAUCUAAGGAUACGAUUGAAGAAAGAGCAGGAAGAAAAAGAGCAAAAGAGAAAGGAAAAGGCUGAGGCUCACCUCUACACAAUUAUUAAGGUUGCUCGUGGUGAGGAUCUGGUUCAUCAGAUUGGAAAGGAUAUAUAUUUUGAUCUUGUGGAUCAUGACAAAGUUCACCAAUUCCGUAUUCAGAAACAGCUAUCAUUUAGUUCUUUUAAGGAAGAAGUUGCUAAGGAAUUUGGGAUACCAGUGCAAUUUCUACGAUUCUGGUUAUGGGCCAAGCGCCAAAAUCAUACAUACCGCCCAAACCGCCCGCUCACACUUCAGGAGGAAACUCAAUCUGUAGGCCAGUUAAGAGAAGUAUCCAACAAGGCAAACAAUGCCGAGCUAAAAUUAUUUCUGGAAGUAGCAAUUGGCUUGGAGAUGCAACCUCUUCCUCCACCUGAGAAGACUAAGGAGGAUAUUCUUUUGUUUUUCAAACUUUAUGAUCCAAUCAAAGAGGAGCUCAGAUAUGUUGGAAGGCUGUUUGUGAAAGGUAAUGGCAAGCCAACGGAUAUAUUGAAAAAGCUUAAUGAAAUGGCUGGCUUUGCCCCUGAUGAAGAAAUUGAACUCUUUGAGGAAAUCAAGUAUGAACCUACUGUCAUGUGUGAGCGAAUUGAUAAGAAGCUCAGUUUUCGUAGCAGUCAGCUAGAAGAUGGUGACAUAAUCUGCUUCCAAAAGUCUCCUCAAGGUCUAAGCAGUGAAGAGUGCAAGUAUCCUACUGUCUCCACUUUUCUGAUUUAUGUCCACAAUCGCCAGGUUGUUCGCUUUCGUUCAUUGGAGAAGCCAAAGGAAGAUGAAUUUUGUCUGGAAUUGUCAAAGCAAAACAAUUAUGAUGAAGUUGUUGCAUAUGUGGCCCGGCAUCUUGGCUUGAAUGAUCCAUCUAAAAUUAGGCUUACAUCCCAUAACUGUUAUUCACAGCAACCAAAGCCACAACCUAUCAAGUAUCAAGGUGCUGAACGUCUUACGGAGAUGCUUAUUCAUUAUAAUCAGAUUUCAGAUAUAUUAUACUAUGAAGUGCUGGAUAUCCCUUUGCCUGAACUGCAAGGCCUUAAAACUUUAAAAGUUGCUUUCCAUCAUGCCACUAAGGAUGAAGUUGUUAUUCACACUAUCAGACUACCAAAACAGAGCACUGUGGGAGACGUCAUUAAUGAUCUCAAGAGUAAGGUUGAGCUGUCUCAUCCAGAUGCAGAACUGAGAUUGCUGGAGGUUUUCUAUCAUAAGAUCUAUAAGAUAUUCCCACUCCAAGAAAAGAUUGAAAAUAUAAAUGAUCAAUACUGGACGUUGCGUGCAGAGGAGAUACCCGAGGAGGAGAAAAACCUUGGUCCUAAUGAUCGCUUGAUUCAUGUAUACCAUUUUAUGAAAGAUACCGCUCAAAAUCAGCAGGUCCACAAUUUUGGAGAUCCUUUUUUCUUGGCCAUUAAUGAUAAUGAGACUUUGGGUGACAUUAAAAUGCGCUUACAAAAAAAAUUGCAUGUUCCAGAUGAGGAGUUCUCCAAGUGGAAGUUUGCGUUUAUAACUUUGGGCCGGCCUGAAUAUCUUCAAGAUUCAGACAUCGUGUCCAUUCGUUUUCAGAGAAGAGAUGUUUAUGGUGCUUGGGAACAAUACAUAGGACUAGAGCACUCUGACAACACUCCAAAGCGGUCAUAUGCAGCCAACCAGAAUCGGCACACGUUUGAGAAACCAGUCAGAAUCUACAAUUAGUACAUACCCAAGAACUGUGCAUUGGAUGUGUAAAGAUCCACAGGAGUAGUCUGUGAAAAGAAUAGGAGUAAAAUUGGAGAGAAUAGAAUUAAAGCUGAUCAAAGGCAUAUGAUAUGAUGUCUAUAUGCGCGUCACAAGUACAAGCAGUGGUGGAAAAUUGUGGUUUUAUGGAAACAUGGCAUGAAAAGCUGUUAAAAACCGAACCUGAUGUAGCCUCCUUAUUUAUCAAGGUUCUUCCUCCACACCUAUACAUAGUUUGACAGAGUUACCUUGGUAUAUUUCCAUCUUAAGAUUUUAUUGUAAUUAGAAAUGAAAAGGAUUUUUGGUGGGGAUAUAUAGAGGGAAUUUAUACUUUUCCAUUCCAUUUUUGACCUUGUCAUUCCUGUUUGUUAUAUAAGCAUUUGAGGAAGACCCUAGGUGAAACCAAGUGUUUAUUAGAGCUAUUAUGUAGUACUCCAUGAUUUUACAUAGAAACUGAUAAUUGUUGAAGUCUACAAUCCUUAGUUGUCUUGUAAGGAGAUUCAACAUUCAAUUAACUUCUGAGCUACAAAGCUUCUUUCGCAGGUUCAUAUCUUUAAA